Molecule: messenger RNA, 1137 nt
Organism: Cooperia oncophora
Lineage: Eukaryota; Metazoa; Nematoda; Chromadorea; Rhabditida; Trichostrongylidae
Source: the annotation of a GenBank genome assembly
AUGCCAACUUAUGCGAUGGUUGAUCGGGGGGUGUUUGGUCGUUGUGAUUGGCAAACACUGCGGAAAGCCUUUAUCCUAGAAUUGAUAGAGGUUGAAACUACGUUGUUCGUAGGACCAGCGCAGAAUCGACGAGCUGUCGUUGAGCCACGCACGGACGUUUGGCCGGAACCUAAACCUGCACUGGAAUUCGACGAAAAGUUCCUGAAACUGCCGUCAUCUGACGAGUAUAAACGGGUGCGCCAGUUCAAGAUAGAUGAAAAGGGAGCUGUAGUUUCACGUGGAGACUCUUUCAGACGGAAACGAAAUGAAGCUGCAGUCAAGGGUUCAGACGAUAAAUCUCCUUCGCCAUAUCCGAUUUCGGGAUCAGAUUCGGCUCGAGGAUCUCGUAGUGAGAGCGUGUCAUCAAGUGAGGAUUCACGACGAGAAGUCGCCGCCGCAGCCAAAGCCAACGUUACUAUAACUGAUCCGUCUACUAGCCACAGGGCUUACAAGAUAAGCGUUGUUGGAGAUACCAGCACGGGAAAAUCAUCACUCAUUGGUCAACUAAUCACUUCUGAAUAUAAGAAUGCGUUCGCAGAUGAAAUCCAGGAUUACGAAAAUACCGUAUCCAUUUGUAUCGGUGGCCAAGAACUAGACCUGAUAUUCUUCGAGAGCGACAUGUCCGGCCCAAACUGGAUCUCUGAUGAAAUGGAUGCCUUCGUUGUGGUGUACAGUAUAGAUUCACGAAGAAGUUGGAAACAAGCCACAGUUGCAAUAGAGAUGAUCAGAGAAUCACCACGUUGCAAGAAUUCACCUAUAAUUGUCGCUGGCAACAAGGCUGACCUGGAACGAAAACGAACGGUUACGAAGAGUGAAGUACGAGCAGCUGCGGCACAUUUUGGUUUUGAAAACCUCGAGAUUUCCGUUGCUUUGGAUCAUGAUGUCGAUGAUCUUCUGGUUAGCCUUGUCGCUGAAUUGAAGGAAGCCUACACCCCCAGUAAUCCUGUUGAAAAGGCAAGUGCUCUGUCCUUUCGCCAUCCUGUAUAUUCAACAAGUUCAAGAGCUGGAAAAAAGGAGCCACACCGCGGCUACAGACAUGAGACCAAUUUGCCUUGCUUGUAUUCGCAUACUGGUAGCGUACGUAUCUUCCAGCUCUGA